Molecule: messenger RNA, 3049 nt
Organism: Nyctereutes procyonoides (raccoon dog)
Lineage: Eukaryota; Metazoa; Chordata; Mammalia; Carnivora; Canidae
Gene: KCNQ1
Product: potassium voltage-gated channel subfamily Q member 1
Exons: 16
Coding region: 50-2065 (671 amino acids)
Biological process (GO): transmembrane transport; potassium ion transport
Cellular component (GO): voltage-gated potassium channel complex; membrane
Molecular function (GO): voltage-gated potassium channel activity
Source: RefSeq, a predicted model, not a curated record
ACAGCUCCCGGUGCCGCCGCCGCCGGCCCCCCGCGGGCCCAGCCUGGCCAUGGCCGCGGCCUCCUCCCCGCCCAGGCCCGACAAGAAGCGCUGGGGCUGCGGCCGCCUGCCGGGCUCCCGGCGGGGCAGCGCGGGCCUGGCCAAGAAGUGUCCCUUCUCGCUGGAGCUGGCGGAGGGCGGCCCGGCGGGCGGAGCGCUCUACGCACCCAUCGCGCCGCCCGGCGCCCCGGGGUCCGCGCCCCCCCCGUCCCCCGCCGCGCCCCCGAGCGCCGCCGACCUUGCUGCGCGGCCGCCCGUGAGCCUGGACCCGCGCGUCUCCAUCUACAGCGCGCGCCGCCCGCUCCUCGCGCGCACCCACAUCCAGGGCCGCGUCUACAACUUCCUCGAGCGUCCCACCGGCUGGAAGUGCUUCGUCUACCACUUCGCAGUCUUCCUCAUCGUCCUGGUCUGCCUCAUCUUCAGUGUCCUGUCCACCAUCGAGCAGUAUGUCGCCCUGGCCACAGGGACCCUCUUCUGGAUGGAGAUUGUCCUGGUGGUAUUCUUUGGGACGGAGUAUGUGGUCCGCCUCUGGUCAGCAGGCUGCCGCAGCAAGUAUGUAGGCAUCUGGGGGAGGCUGCGCUUUGCCCGGAAGCCCAUCUCCAUCAUUGACCUCAUCGUGGUCCUGGCCUCCAUGGUUGUCCUCUGCGUGGGCUCCAAGGGGCAGGUGUUUGCCACCUCGGCCAUCAGGGGCAUCCGCUUCCUCCAGAUCCUGAGGAUGCUGCAUGUGGAUCGCCAGGGAGGUACCUGGAGGCUGCUUGGCUCUGUGGUCUUCAUCCAUCGCCAGGAGCUCAUCACCACCUUGUACAUCGGCUUCCUGGGCCUCAUCUUCUCCUCGUACUUCGUGUACCUGGCCGAGAAGGACGCCGUGAACGACUCGGGCCAAGUGGAGUUUGGGAGCUAUGCAGAUGCCCUGUGGUGGGGAGUGGUCACGGUCACCACCAUCGGCUACGGGGACAAGGUGCCCCAGACGUGGGUUGGGAAGACCAUCGCCUCCUGCUUCUCUGUGUUUGCCAUCUCCUUCUUUGCGCUCCCAGCGGGGAUUCUUGGCUCUGGCUUCGCCCUAAAGGUCCAGCAGAAGCAGAGACAGAAGCACUUCAAUAGGCAGAUCCCGGCGGCAGCCUCGCUCAUUCAGACGGCGUGGAGGUGCUACGCGGCCGAGAACCCCGACUCCUCCACCUGGAAGAUCUAUGUCCGGAAGCCUGCCCGGAGCCAUGCCCUGCUCUCUCCCAGCCCGAAGCCCAAGAAAUCUGUCAUGGUAAAGAGAAAGAAGUUCAAACAAGACAAGGACAAUGGGGUGAGCCCCGGAGAGAAAAUGCUCACGGUCCCCCACAUCACAUGCGAACCCGUCUCGGAGGAGCGGAGGCCAGACCACUUCUCCGUGGACAACUGCGACAGCUCUGUGAAGAAGAGCCCCAUGCUGCUGGAGGUGAGCACAGCCCACUUCAUGAGAACCAACAGCUUCGCCGAGGACCUGGACCUCGAGGGGGAGACGCUAUUGGCGCCCAUCACCCAUGUGUCACAGCUGCGGGAGCACCACCGGGCCACCAUCAAGGUCAUUCGGCGCAUGCAGUACUUUGUAGCCAAGAAGAAAUUCCAGCAAGCGCGGAAGCCCUACGAUGUGCGGGACGUCAUUGAGCAGUACUCCCAGGGCCACCUCAACCUCAUGGUGCGCAUCAAAGAGCUGCAGAGAAGGCUGGACCAGUCCAUCGGGAAGCCCUCCCUCUUCAUCUCCGUCUCAGAGAAGAGCAAGGACCGUGGGAGCAACACGAUUGGGGCGCGCCUGAACCGAGUAGAAGACAAGGUGACACAGCUGGACCAGAGGCUGGUGCUCAUCACGGACAUGCUUCACCAGCUCCUCUCCUUGUACCAUGGUGGCCCCCCAGGUGACCGCCCUCCCAGCGGGAGCGGGGUCCAGGUGGUUCAGCCCUGCAGUUCCAUCAACCCCGAGCUCUUCCUGCCCAGCAACACCCUGCCCACCUACGAACAACUAACUGUGCCCCGCAGGGGUCCCGAAGAGGGGUCCUGAUAGGGGCUUGGGGCCCCAGGCCUGCAAGGGAAGGUGCAGAGAUGCCCUGUUCAGCCUGGCCCACCUCCCACCCAGCAGGGGCACCCCACUCCCCAGGUCACUGGCACCUUCCUCAAAGGCUCAAGAGACAAGCCCCUCCUUCCCAGGCCCCAGAGCCCCCCAGGGGCCAGGCCACCCUGAGAGCCCCAGCCAGUGGGUACUAGAACUUGACUGGGUCUGGGGGCCCCUCUCUGCUCUGAGACCAUGGCUCCCCACCUCAUUUGUAUGGCAGUUGGGACACAGUGGCAGGGCUCAGUCUCAACCACCCCCCCCAGGGGGGCUGGCAUCCUAGGCACUUGUUCCAUCCCAUGUAUGGCCAAGAAACAGCACAGGUGCAUGAAGGCCCACCUGGGUGGCCCAGGGGCUUCCUGAGUGGAGACAGAGGGACAGUCUGGACAGGGUCUAUGGGUACCCCACCCCCAGGCUCGGACCCAGGACCCAGGGAGGAGGCAGGUAGGGCAGGGCAGGCCCAGCCCAUGCCAAAUCCAGGAUGACCAUAAUCAAGGCCUAGAAGCCUCACUCAGAGGGCCCCGGGCCUGGGACGUGCUCUCCACUUGGCCGUGCUCUCCACUCUGCAGAGACACCGGCUCUGGGGGCCAGGACUGUGGGGGAGGGGACCCUGAGGCCACUGCUGUCCCCGAGGUGUCCACUGGGGGUGGAACGUCCCCCACUUUGGACUGGCAGCUUCUCCUGCCCACUGCCCCCUGCACGGCCCCCACCUCCACUCCACACCAGGUCUGAGCCGCUGAGAAGAAUGGCCCCGGGCGGCUGCUGAGCGAAGGGGGCGCGUGGGUGUCACGAUCCCCGCACAAGACAGGGGCUCCUCCUGGGCGUCAUGUCUCACAGAAAUCAGAAUAAUUUGUGGUGAUUUGGAAUCUGUGUUUUAAUGAGUUUCACGGUGUGGUUUUGAUUGUUAAUUGUGGCGCUUUUCCUAAUAAACGUGGA